UAUGGCACAAGGCGAAGAAGUAGAAGUUGAGGAAGAGGACUUAGGACCAAUUUCUAUCAGUAAGCUAGAGAGUCAUGGUAUAUCCACGUCUGACAUUAAGAAACUGACCGAUGCAGGCUACCAUACUGUCGAAUCCGUUGCUUACUGUCCGAAAAAGACGCUUUGUAUGGUGAAAGGAAUAAGCGAGACCAAAGCAGAAAAAAUCUUAUUAGAGAGCAGUAAACUUGUGCCUAUGGGCUUUACUACGGCCACUGAGUUCCAUCAGCGGCGUUCAGAGCUCAUUCAAAUAAGUACUGGUUCCAAGGAACUCGAUAGUUUGUUAAAAGGUGGGAUUGAAACAGGUUCCAUCACUGAAGUAUUUGGAGAAUUUCGGACGGGAAAGACUCAACUUUGUCACACUUUGGCUGUUACCUGCCAGCUGCCCAUUGAUAACGGAGGUGGUGAAGGGAAAUGUAUCUAUAUCGACACAGAAGGCACUUUUCGUCCUGAGCGUUUGCUUGCCGUGGCUGAAAGAUACAAAUUAUCUGGGCAGGACGUUCUAGACAACGUCGCCUACGCUAGGGCUUAUAAUACUGACCACCAAAUGGCGUUACUCCUAUCCGCGUCAGCCAUGAUGGCAGAGUCGAGGUACGCACUAUUAAUAAUUGACAGCGCCACGGCCCUGUACAGAACAGAUUACUCUGGCCGCGGAGAGCUCUCUGCACGACAAAUGCAUAUGGCUCGUUUUCUUCGUUUUCUUCUGAGACUAGCAGACGAGUUUGGCGUCGCUGUAGUUAUAACCAAUCAAGUUGUUGCGCAAGUUGACGGUAAUCCCUUUUCUUUGGAUCCCAAAAAGCCAGUGGGCGGAAACAUAAUGGCCCAUUCUUCCACGACGCGGCUGUACCUCCGAAAAGGGAAAGGCGAAAACAGAAUUUGCAAGAUAUACGACUCGCCUUGCCUACCAGAAGCUGAAGCCAUCUUUUCUAUCGGCGCGGAGGGGAUUGCCGAUUCGAAAGAUUGACCAUAGAUUAGUUAUAAAAAAAUCCCUUAAAAUUUUCGAGAGUUAGUAAAGUUUAUUUGUUGAGUAAACCCGUUUAUUCCACUUUUCAGUAAAAAAGUAUUCAUUUCUUA
Molecule: messenger RNA, 1110 nt
Organism: Zophobas morio
Lineage: Eukaryota; Metazoa; Arthropoda; Insecta; Coleoptera; Tenebrionidae
Product: DNA repair protein RAD51 homolog A-like
Exons: 6
Coding region: 2-1000 (332 amino acids)
Biological process (GO): reciprocal meiotic recombination; mitotic recombination-dependent replication fork processing; DNA strand invasion
Cellular component (GO): condensed nuclear chromosome
Molecular function (GO): ATP-dependent DNA damage sensor activity; ATP binding; double-stranded DNA binding
Source: RefSeq, a predicted model, not a curated record